Molecule: messenger RNA, 654 nt
Organism: Calliphora vicina (urban bluebottle blowfly)
Lineage: Eukaryota; Metazoa; Arthropoda; Insecta; Diptera; Calliphoridae
Exons: 1
Coding region: 1-654 (217 amino acids)
Biological process (GO): DNA integration
Molecular function (GO): nucleic acid binding
Source: RefSeq, a predicted model, not a curated record
AUGGCUUCACUUCCACCUGAACGCACAUUCCUUUCCCGACCUUUCACCAACACCGGUCUAGAUUUCGCUGGCCCAUUUAAUAUAAAGUCAUAUGUUGGUCGAGGGUGUAAAAUAACCAAAGGAUAUGUACUAGUAUUUGUUUGCUUUGCUACGAAAGCAAUUCAUUUGGAAGCCACCAGUGAAAUUUCAACCCAAGUCUUUUUGGCGGCAUUUUCCCGUUUUUUCUCACGUAGAGGCACCCCACAAGUUCUAUACUCUGAUAAUGGCACAGCUUUUGUAGGCGCAGCUAACAUAUUUAAUAAAACACAAGAAAAUCUCUUCUCCCAAGUACGAUCUAAUAUCCUGUCUCAAAAUGCCUUUCAAAACAUUGAAUGUCGUUUUAAUCCCCCUGGUUCUCCUCAUAUGGGCGGACUCUGGGAGGCAGGUGUGAAAAGUUUUAAAUCACACCUCAAGAAAAUAACCCAUGCACAAACUUUUACCUUUGAACAAUUCACAACGAUGCUUACAAGAAUCGAAGCUUGUCUCAAUUCAAGGCCAUUAAGUCCAAUGAGUGACAACCCCACUGAGAUAAGUGCUCUGACACCCGGCCAUUUUCUUAUUGGUGCCCCUCUGCUCUCACCCCCGGAACCAGACUUUUCUAUUCGACCACAAUAG